UCCGGCUCCCUGCCAUUUCCGGAUAUUUCCUUCUCCUUUCCCUUUCUCCCCAUCUAUACACAUAUAUUCCUGUACUGAUAUUCCUCUUCGCAGUUCAAAUUCCGCGACUUCAUUUUCCCUCCGAUCGCGUCUGGAGAGAGAAAUCCCCUCGGCUUCUACAUACACAAUGUGCGGAAUCUUCGCCUACCUGAAUUUCAACGUGAGCAGGGAGAGGCGCUACAUUCUAGAAGUUCUCUUCAAUGGCCUGCGACGCUUGGAGUACCGCGGCUACGAUUCCGCCGGGAUUUCCAUUGAUGCGACCUCCGCUUCUGCCCCUGCUCCUCUCGUCUUCCGCCAGGAGGGCAAUAUUGAGUCCCUCGUCAAAUCUGUCUACCACGAUGUUGCAGCUACAGAUCUAAAUUUGGAACAAUCAUUUUCUGUUCAUGCUGGUAUAGCACAUACCCGAUGGGCCACCCAUGGGGAGCCAGCUCCUAGGAAUAGUCAUCCUCAAACCUCUGGUGCUGGAAAUGACUUCUUGGUUGUUCACAAUGGUGUUGUCACCAAUUAUGAGGCAUUGAAGGAGACCCUAAUCCGACAUGAUUUCACCUUUGAAUCAGAAACAGAUACAGAGGUGAUUCCAAAGCUUGCAAAAUUUGUAUUUGAUAAAGCAAAUGAAGAAGGUGAUGAAAGUGUGACAUUCAGUCAAGUUGUGCUUGAAGUAAUGAGACAUCUAGAAGGAGCUUAUGCUCUCAUAUUUAAAAGCCGGCAUUACCCAAAUGAGUUGAUUGCCUGCAAACGUGGUAGUCCACUUCUUCUUGGUGUAAAAGAUUUUGAAGAAGAGGCUGCCGUUGGAGCAUCAUUUAGUGAUCCUAAAUUUCCCUCAAGCAAUGGGCAACCAAAAGAGUUAUUCUUGUCUAGUGAUGCCAAUGCUUUAGUUGAACACACCAAGAAGGUCUUGGUAAUUGAGGAUGGUGAAGUCAUUCAUAUUAAGGAUGGAGGUGUGUCAAUUUAUAAGUUUGACCAGACCAAGAAACAGCAUGGUGGUACUCUUACUAGGUCUGGUUCUGUUCAACGUGCCUUGUCCAUUCUUGAGAUGGAAGUGGAGCAGAUAAAUAAAGGAAAAUAUGAGCACUAUAUGCAGAAAGAAAUUCAUGAGCAGCCAGAAUCUUUGACAACAACAAUGAGAGGGAGGCUGAUACGGGGAGGAUCAUGUAAAGCCAAGACUGUACUGUUAGGGGGCUUGAAGGAUCACCUCAAAACUAUAAGGAGAAGCAGAAGGAUUGUUUUCAUUGGGUGUGGCACAAGCUAUAAUGCAGCGUUAGCUGCAAGAUCAAUUCUGGAAGAACUUUCUGGUAUUCCUGUCACAAUGGAGAUUGCAAGCGAUUUGGUUGAUAGGCAAGGGCCAAUAUACAGGGAAGAUACAGCUGUCUUUGUUAGUCAGUCGGGAGAAACUGCCGAUACUUUGCAAGCACUAGAUUAUGCCUUAGAAAAUGGGGCAUUAUGUGUUGGUAUUACAAAUACUGUUGGUAGUGCAAUUGCCAGAAAAACACACUGUGGUGUUCAUAUAAACGCAGGCUGUGAGAUAGGCGUGGCGAGUACUAAGGCAUACACCAGCCAAAUCGUAGUGAUGGCUAUGCUGGCACUUGUAAUUGGAGGCGACACGCUUUCUAGUCAAGCAAGAAGAGAGGCAAUAAUAGAUGGUCUAUUUGACUUGCCUACAAAAGCGAAAGAGGUUCUGAAGCUUGACCAGGAAAUGAGAGAUCUCGCUGAACAACUGAUUGCGGAGCAAUCACUCCUCGUCUUUGGACGAGGCUACAACUACGCAACAGCACUCGAAGGUGCACUGAAGGUUAAGGAGGUGUCUCUUAUGCACAGUGAAGGGAUCCUUGCCGGUGAAAUGAAGCACGGUCCCUUAGCUUUAGUAGAUGAAACUCUCCCGAUUUUUGUAAUUGCCACACACGACGCUUGUUUCAGCAAACAGCAAUCAGUCAUUCAGCAGCUUCAUGCCCGGAAAGGCAGAUUAAUAGUGAUGUGCACACAAGGAGAUGCAGCAUCUGUUCGUGUUGGAUCAUGCCGCGUCAUUGAAGUUCCUCAGGUUGAGGACUGUCUGCAGCCCGUAAUCAAUAUAGUUCCAUUACAGUUAUUGGCGUAUCAUCUGACAGUUCUCCGCGGAUACAAUGUCGAUCAACCUCGGAAUCUCGCCAAGAGUGUCACAACUGAGUAACAUUCUUUUUCUCAUAGAAUCUUGUAAUCCUUACGGCACAACAUGAGACGCAUUCCAAAUGCUUUGUCGCUUGAUAUAUCCCACUUAUGUCAUUUGUUCAAGCUGACAGAUUGACCCAUGCAACCUUUUGCAUUUCUACAGCUGUAUAUCAUGUGCGUAUGUAGUAACUGUUGAGAGGUAUUAUUAGUGUACGUGCCUUAACAUACUUGUU
Molecule: messenger RNA, 2414 nt
Organism: Ipomoea triloba (trilobed morning glory)
Lineage: Eukaryota; Viridiplantae; Streptophyta; Magnoliopsida; Solanales; Convolvulaceae
Product: glutamine--fructose-6-phosphate aminotransferase [isomerizing] 2
Exons: 11
Coding region: 167-2203 (678 amino acids)
Biological process (GO): UDP-N-acetylglucosamine metabolic process; protein N-linked glycosylation; fructose 6-phosphate metabolic process
Molecular function (GO): L-glutamine:D-fructose-6-phosphate transaminase (isomerizing) activity; carbohydrate derivative binding
Source: RefSeq, a predicted model, not a curated record